UCUUCGACUCGGACUCGACGCUGAGCGCGAGUGCGCGCACGGGCACGCUCUCACGGGCACGCCGCCUGAGAGAAAAAGAGAAAGCGUGAGAGAGUCGAGGAGCGUGUGCGGCGGCCCCGCGCUUAUAAUGGCUGCCGGGAAAAGCAGAGUAGAGGAAAAUCAGCUACAUUGGGAAUAACGUCGUGCACAGGUGAGGAAGAAGAGGAUGGUGAGCAGUCAAGCCAAGUACGAGCUGAUCCAGGAGGUGGGCCGGGGCAGUUACGGAGUGGUUUACGAGGCGGCUGUACGGCAGACCGGUGCUCGUGUGGCUGUGAAGAAGAUCCGCUGUCACUCCCCGGAGAACGUGGAGCUGGCCUUGAGGGAGUUCUGGGCCCUCAGCAGCAUCCAGAGCCAGCAUCCCAACGUCAUCCACCUGGAGGAAUGCAUUCUCCAGAGAGACAGCCUCGCCCAGCGCAUGAGCCACGGCUCCAGCUCCUCGCUCUAUCUGGAAUUGGUGGAGACCUCCCUGAAAGGUGAGAUCACAUUUGACCCCCACUGCGCCUACUACCUGUGGUUCGUCAUGGACUUCUGCGAUGGUGGAGACAUGAACGCCUAUCUCUUGUCCCGCAAACCCAGCCGCAAGACCAACACCAGCUUCAUGCUGCAACUGGGCAGCGCUCUUGCCUUCCUGCAUCGCAACCAGAUCAUCCACCGAGACCUCAAACCCGACAACAUUCUCAUCUCGCAGGGCAGAACCCCUGCCGGGUCCCCCGAACCCACCCUGAAGGUGGCCGACUUUGGCCUCAGCAAGGUCUGCUCCUGUUCGGGCUUGAACCCUGAAGAACCGGCAAGCGUCAACAAGUGUUUCUUGUCCACAGCUUGUGGGACGGACUUCUACAUGGCCCCCGAGGUCUGGGAGGGCCACUACACCGCAAAGGCUGAUAUUUUUGCUUUGGGGGUCAUCAUAUGGGCCAUGGUGGAACGGAUUACAUUUGUGGAUGUAGAGACUCAGAAGGAGCUCUUAGGGAGCUACGUACAGCAGGGGGAGGAUAUAGUCCCAUUGGGGGAGGCUCUGCUGGAGAACCCCAAGAUGGAGCUCCACAUCCCGGCUCGGAAGAAGAGCAUGAACGCUGGCAUGAAGCAGCUGAUUCGAGAGAUGCUGUCCGCCAAUCCACAGGAGCGACCCGACGCUGUUGAGCUGGAGCUCAGGUUGGUUCGGAUCGCAUGCAGGGAACUCGAUUGGGAUACGUGAAAGGACAACAUCUUGGAGAUUGGGUAAACUUCUAGGACAAUGGGCUUGGAGCUUGAAGUGAGAACACAUUGUUUGGCCUUGUCCCAAAUGGCAUUGACCCAAUGGUCUUGUGGUCUUCCUUUGGGAUUGUCUGUGAAAUCCAUAAGACCGUAGGAGAGGGUUCUCGAACCCUGCUCCUGGAGAGAUACCAUCCUGCAGACUUCAUCCCCAAGCCUGCUCCCACACACCUACCUGUAAUUUUUAAGUAACCCUGAACACUUUGAGUAGCUGGUUCUGGUGCGUUCGAUUGGGGUUGGAGCUCUGCAGGACGGUAGCUCUGGGGUUGGAGAUAUUUGCCAGAGGGUUUCCCAGUGGGGAAUUCAGUUUAGGCUCCAUUUGCUGAUCCCACAAUUACCUGUGCUACAAAGUAUAGACUUUGUUGAGGGAUACCGCAUAGGCUGGUGGUGCCGUUUGGGACAGGGCCUUUGGAUUGGGUUUUUAGUGGGUGUUUGCACUGGUCCUUGUUUUUUUUUUCAUGAUAUUCUUACAGUUUAUUACAACUGAUUCAUUGAUGAUAAACAGCCAUUUAACAUGUUAAAUGCUUAUUACUGUCUCACCUGUUCACAAGCACAUUGGGACUUUCAUCAGCAAGAGUCCAGAUGGGCUUCAGGGGGUUUCAUUGAUUGGGGGGGGGGGGGCAUCAGGUAUCCACCUUCCAUUGACCAUAAACCACAUCGACCCAGAUAAACACACAGGUCCACAGAAUUACCAGAACAUUCCAGCACCAAGACGUCAGAUAGCAUGUAGAUUAGGGCUGGGCUAAAAAUAUACAUUUGUAAAAUAUUUUGGCUAAAUGAAAAAUGUUUUUACUUUGGUGUCUGAUUUACUUUCUUUGCUCAUGAAUUGGAAGAAAGCAUGCAAAAGUGAUCUACUGGCAUGACUUUAAUGGCUAGAAAAACGGCGUUAAGACUCGAUAUUCAUCAUGUUUUAUGUCACUAACAACAUAAUAAUGAAUAUAUUGUAUAUAUUCAAGUUAACGCCCAGCCCUGAUGUAGUUUUAAUGCAGCACAGCAAAAAGACUCAUGGCUUUCAUCUUUCUUGGGAACUCUUUAGUUCUCUAUGAGAGCUACUCUCAUCACACUCCUGGUGCUAAUUCAACUUGUAAUGCAAAGUGGAAAACAUGCAGCAAAUAAUGGCUUUUUUUUUUUUUUUUUUUACAGCCACCUAGAUUUUUUUUCAGUCAAUUUAGGAGCUUUUUACAACAGGAUUCAUUUUUUUUUUUUUUUUCUGUGCUUCACACACAAAAGGGCUUCAGGGAGUUGUAUUUCUAUCACUCAAUUUAAAAAAAAAAAAUACUUUUCUACAAAAACCAUCAAGGCAAUAGUUUAUAUUUUGACAAGAUAUUCGGUCAAUUACUCUGUAAUAAUGUCAUCCUGCUGAACAGGUGAAAUUUGAAUAAUCAGUGAAUAGUACGUGUUUUAAUAAAAAAAACAUGAGUGCAUUGCAGAUUAAGUUUCAAGGCACUUCAGACAGUAUCUCAUAAACAGACAUAUUCUGUCUUUACCUCUUGCUGGACACUGAUUUUGGCACUAAAGUCUGCUGUGUGUGUGUAUGUGUGAACUAUGUGUGUCCAUUUCGGAGCACCAGGUGUAAAGAGAUUCGACAAACGAAAGCCUUGAUUUGAGGAGCUGAGUUUUCUUCUCUCUGGAUUGUGGCUUAAUUAAAUCCUAUCAGAUUCAAAAAGAGGCAAGCUGGCACUUUCAACAAAGAGAGUGUAAAAUGCAACCUAGGCUCGUUGGAAAUGCGUGCCUCUACAUACAUUUCUGCAAAACUGAAAAAAAAAAAAACGUACCUAUAUGUACGAUUCACUGCAGUUUCCAGUUAAAAUGAACACUAGAGGCAGUAAAACUCAGACAACUUUUAUUCCUUUUCACACAAAGUAUGAUUUACAGGUACAGUUUAUUAAUAAAGGCUAAUUUUCACACAAUUACUUGCUGAAUGUUAUGUAAUGACAUCCUGCACGAUUUGAAAACUGAUAUUUUUGAACGUUCAACAAAACAGCUCAAAUCUGCAUAACGAAGUUAAAAUAGCAUGACUGCAUCAGCGAAUACGCAUUUAACACUAUCAGGUAGGUUUGGGUUUGGUGUAGGGGAUAUUUCCAACAUGAUAGUAUUAAUCUUUAGCGACGCUCACUGGAUAUUUGAAUUCUGAACGAACGCAAAACAUACCUCAAGCAGCAUAAUAAAAGCGCUGCAAUCCGUGCCUGAACCAACGUAAUAAAAACGUGUCACGGUCACGUAUUAAACGUGUGUUUAAGCGCCACUCUCUGGACAUUUCACUUUGAAACUGCCGCGAAACGUGCAGUAAGGUACAUAAUUACGGUGUUGCAGAAAUGUAUGUAGAGGCACAUAUUUCCAAUGAGCCUGGGUUGGUAAAAUGGGAAUGAACAAUUACGGUCCUUUUUUUGUAAUGUACAUUUUUAUUAUUGUUGCAAUUUUUGCAAUCCCCUUACCAAAAUUCUGGACAUGCCAAACAGGUUAAACCUUGAUCAACAGGUUUGAAUGGUUAAUUGAAUGCAGUAAACACUGCGAUUUGUGUAAAUAAUUGAGAAAAUGGAAUGGGAUUUACUUUCUGCCAUGCUGGCAAACUUUAACUUCUUUUGAUGAAUUUUGAAAGAAAAUAUUUUGAAGAAUGUGGGUAUUUAAGUAAUUCAUGGUCCCCAUUGACUUGACUUGCAUAGUAUUUUUUUCCAUGUUAUCAAAGUCAAUGGGGACCAACAACUGUUUGGUUACCAACUUUCUUCAAAAUCUCUUUUUUUUUGUUUGUUCAGCAGAAGAACGAAAUUCAUCGAGGUUUGGAACAAAGUGGGGAGUAAAUGUUGGAAUUUUCAUUUUUGGGUGAACUGUCCAUUUAAGAGUGUUUUAAUAAUUGUUUGAAACAAAGUAACAUCAUUUGUACCUGUUUGUUGAAAGUACCAGCUGCUCUUUCAGACAGCACAAUGACUCCAUCUUUAGCUUUAUAGCUUUAUAACUUUGACUGACUGAUCGAAGAAUUCACUUAAACAUUGAUUUGAAUUCAUAUGGAAUAGAGAUGCUUUACACCUAAUGAUCCUCAUAUGAAUGCUCAGAACAACUAGCCUCGAUUAAACACACGAAACCUCACGUAUUAGCACAGAGAGAGUUACUUACGCACUACAACAAACGCCAGUGUACUAAUGCAUGCAACACCUCUCACCUUCAGGGAAAAGUGUACAGGGAGUGUGAACGGAUAAAAACGUUGAUGCUAACACACACACACACACAACCGUAAGCCUCUGUGAGUCGGGGAUCUCACGUCUUUGACACACGAUACCAGCGAGCCGAAUUUGAUCUCCACUUCACUGUAUCAUUUUUGCCUGGAAUCCCAGAGUGCCGAAUCUUACCGGUAAUCCCUUCCGCCACGCUCUCUCGACAGACUAACGCUAAGCCUGUUACGUUCCCGAGGAAUUAGGCGAAGAAAGCAUUCUCUGGGACAGAAACGGCCAUUCAGGUCAACGUUUUGUACGAUUUUACAGGCACUUCAGACAUGAGCCCUCGUGGCAGCAGUACCUCUGUCCCUUUAAACGCAGCACACGUCUUUUUCCUAAGCGACAAGCGAAGGCAUUAAUAUUUAAUGCUGUGUGUAUCCAUACUUUUUUUCACCUUGUCAAGUGGGGCAUGCUGUAAAUGCCAGAACCAGCAAGAUUUAAUUCUAAGCAAUGGCUUAAAUCAUCCGUCUCAAAGAUUUUUUUCCCCCUUUUGUGGAAGCUUCUCUACCAACUGUGGUAUUAUGCUAUAAUCCACAUUAUCGCAAGAAUAAAGGAUAAAAGGAUUAUUUUCAAACAGCCACUACUUCCUAAUCGCCCAAAUAUUGUUUAAUCUUCCUUUCCUUUUAGAUUAACAUAAUUUAUGCCUUAUUUUUAAAUCCUAUUGCCCUCAUGAGCACUUGAUCGGGCCGUGUGUUUCCUGAAGUUCUCAAAGGACAGAGCUAUGUUUGCCUGACAAGCACUUGGUUGUGAUGGUUAGAGAUGAUUCUGUAUCAUAAUUGUUGCUGUUUGUCAGUAUUAAUAAGCGAACUUCAUGGAUGGGGUCUAUGUGUUGUCAACUUGAGUACUGAAUUGUGAAGCCGACAUGCAGAUGAAUGUCAUUGGAAUGUAAGACCGUGGCCCGAUGGAAACAUUGUGGGGAGAAAAGCUACGUUCACAUCGCAGUUGCACGUGUCCCAAACCUGAUUUGAGACCGAUUCUGUUUUUGGAUGAGUGUGAACGGCAAAAAUCCCAUUGAGUCAAAAAUGUUUGGACACAAGUCACAGCUAAUGUAUUUAAUAUUACUGUAUUAGAGACAAAAGGCAAGUCUGUGUGUAUGUAUGUGUGUGUGUGUGUGUGUGUGUGUGUAUAUAUAUGUAUGUGCGCGCAUUUUUUAAUUUGAUUUUUUUCUUUUUUUUUUUUACAAAAUGAGAUUGAAGACAUUAUACAGUAAAUGAGAAGGUGUCCUUUUAUUAGGCUAUUGCUGCACGUUUCUCUGAAAUUGAAAUAUAACAAAACUAAAUAGAAAAUUUACAACAAACCCCGAAUCAAAUAAGCAAGUUACACAAAAUAAAAUAAAUCUCUUCAUAUAAACAAACUAAGGCUUUGUUUGUUCACUUUCAGGAGCCACUGCAUUUUAAUCGUCAUCCAAACAAAGAUGCAGCAUGAGCAGUUAAUCUAAAUUAGAUUGAAUAAUUUCACAUUUUGAAGCAAAAACAGAAUGGUGUGACUUUAGUUUUGUGAAACAAUACUACAUGAUACUGAAUGAGACGCAGGUUCACUCUCUGCCAGCAGGUGGCGCUUAUGAACAGCAAUGAUAGUGUUUCCUAGGCUACUGCUGUAAACAAAGCAGCACUUAUGAACACUACUUCAUUAUGCAUCGUUCAGAGGCAAGAUGAAAAGAAAAUACCACGUAAACUUUUCUAAAGACAAUCCGUUCCCCUCAGAGAUGCAUUCAUGUGUAAUUUCAUAAAAUAAUUGAAUACGAUGCCACAUUUUAUUAAAAAGCUCUGGCAACCAUCUGAUUUCAGCAGAAAGUUGUGUUUGGGCGCUGUAUCUUGCAAUGUGAACGGGCUUAUUUAAAAGAACGAACAACCCAAAUGUGUUUUAUAGAUGUACCUACUUGAACUUGACUUGAGUUUUCCCUUCCUGACUAAUAAAAGCUGACCCAAAAUAAUGGUUUCUCUCAGCAAGCGUCUUUGCUCUUCUGUACAUACUGUACAUGAACGACUUCUGGUGGUCUGGAUGAUUGCUGGGUUUGUGUCGUGUGCUGGGCUGAUGUUGUAAGUGUGCUGACAUGAUUACAGCCCUCUGUGUGUUUCUGUGCUGUUUCAGUGUGUCUCAUACGAUGAUCUGAUAUACUGAUAUGAAAGGUGAACGUCUUGUGUGUGUGUGUGUGUGUGUGUUGAAAUUGGGAGCACAACUGUAUUUGAAUUUUGUAACAAAGAAAAUCUGGUUUCAAAGAAGCACUAUGAAAUAUUUCCCACAGUGCCGUGCUCACAGAUCCCCCUCUGACAGCCUGACCUGAUUUCCGAUCAACUGCUGGGAACUUGGUGGUGAUGCACUGUGACUUGAAAAGUGCUUUUUAUUUGACUUCUUUUUUUUUUCACAGAUGCUUUGUGUUCUUGUAAAGUAUUUUGAGAUGAACAGAAUUUCAUGAGAGGGGAUCUUCUAAGUGAAUGUGUAAUUUAUUGUUGGGGGUUGGCUUUAUUAAUAAAACUUUUACUUGAA
Molecule: messenger RNA, 6983 nt
Organism: Onychostoma macrolepis
Lineage: Eukaryota; Metazoa; Chordata; Actinopteri; Cypriniformes; Cyprinidae
Gene: pdik1l
Product: PDLIM1 interacting kinase 1 like
Exons: 3
Coding region: 206-1231 (341 amino acids)
Biological process (GO): autophagosome organization; positive regulation of autophagy; peptidyl-serine phosphorylation
Cellular component (GO): autophagosome; cytoplasm
Molecular function (GO): ATP binding; protein serine/threonine kinase activity
Source: RefSeq, a predicted model, not a curated record